Messenger RNA from Leucoraja erinaceus (little skate), 2226 nucleotides. Its product is annotated as H-2 class I histocompatibility antigen, Q9 alpha chain-like. Lineage: Eukaryota; Metazoa; Chordata; Chondrichthyes; Rajiformes; Rajidae. The record is from RefSeq and is a predicted model, not a curated record. Bases 63 to 1103 code for a protein of 346 amino acids. Gene Ontology annotation, cellular component: external side of plasma membrane. The transcript is spliced from 8 exons. Gene Ontology annotation, biological process: immune response.
AGUCCGCGAACGACAUAGAGGUGAAUGGGGCUUUGUCCCAGGACUUGCAAACAAGGUGGAACAUGAACAUGCUGCGUCUGCUGCUGCUGGUGGCCCUCCUGUGUGGAGGGGAGUCUGCAGGCUCCCACUCGCUGCGUUACCUGUACACGGGGGUGACCCCGGGCUGGGGGGUCGCUGAGUUCACGGCGGUGGGAUACGUGGACGAGGAGCAGAUUGAUUACUACGACAGCGUGACACGGGUAAAGGUGCCGCGGCAGCGGUGGAUGGCGGACAGUCAGGGCCCCGACUACUGGGAGCGGGAGACACAGAAACGGAGGGGGUGGGAGCCGGUAUUCAAGGCCAACGUCCAGAUCCUGCAGAAGCGGACAAACCGGACCGUGGGGAUCCACACAGCCCAGAUGAUGUGUGGGUGUGAGCUGCAUGCGGACGGUUCCACCGCUGGGUUUUACCAGUUCGGCUGGGACGGAGAGGACUUGAUCAGCUUCGACAAGGAACACAUGGUGUGGGUGACUCCCGUCACCUGGGGGUUAAUCACCAAAUACAAGUGGGAACGGAACAAGGGGGCGCUCCAACAGGACAAGGCGUAUCUGGAGGACACGUGUAUCGAGUGGCUGCGGAAAUAUGUCCAGGCUGGACAGAGGCAACUCAGCCCGGGUGAGCCUCACUGUCCCCCCUCACUGUCCCUCCCUGGGAGCCGCGUGUGGUGUUUCACCACGGGCUUCUACCCGCGCUCCAUCGAGGUGAACCUGGUGCGGGACGGCCUGGUCCUGGAUGAGAGCCGCUCCCACGGGACGCUGCCCAACCACGACGGCACCUUCCAGCAGCGCCGCUGGGCCCACGUGGAGCCCGGAGACACGGCCCCGCUCUCCUGCCGUGUGGAGCACCCGGGGCUGUCCGAGCCCCUCGAGGUCUUCCUGGUCCGCGAGUCCAGCAACAAGAUGCCGCUCAUUGCGGUGCUCGUUGGCCUGGCGGUGAUGGCGGUGGCGGUGGCUGUGGGGGGAGUUCUCUACUGGAAGAAGAGACAAGCGGGGACCAGCGGCUACAAUCCCACCCUGUCCUGGGAGCGAGGGGAACAUUCAUCAAACUCCUCUGAUACAGCCUGAGAUCAUUGAUGUACAUGACAAACAACAAAGGACCCAACACAGAUCCCUGAGGCACCCCACUAGUCACCUGCCUCCAACCCGACAAACAGCCAUCCACCAUUACCCUCUGGCUUCUCCCAUUCAGCCACUGUUGAAUCCAUCUUGCUAUUCCUGCAUUUAUACCCAACAGUUUAACCUUCUUAACCAACCUUCCAUGAGGAACCUUGUCAAAGGCCUUACUAAAGUCCAUAUAGACAACAUCCACUGCUUUACCCUCGUCAAUUUCCCUAGUAACCUCUUCAAAAAAUUCAAGAAGAUUAGUCAAACAUGACCUUCCAGGCACAAAUCCAUGUUGACUGUUCCUAAUCAGACCCUGUUUAUCCAGAUGCUUAUAUAUAUUAUCUCUAAGUAUCUUUUCCAUUAAUUUGCCCACCACUGAAGUCAAACUAACAGGUCUAUAAUUGCUAGGUUUACUCUUAGAACCCUUUUUAAACAAUGGAACAACAUGCGCAGUACGCUAAUCCUCGAGGACUAUUCCCGUUUAUAAUGACAUUUGAAAUAUUUCUGUCAUAGCCCCGGCUAUUUCUACACUAACUUCCCUCAAUGUCCUAGGGAAUAUCCUGUCAGGACCUGGAGACUUAUCCACUUUAAUAUUUUUCAAAAGUGUCAGUACUUCUUUUACUUUGAAACUCAUAGUAUCCAUAGCUACUCUACUUGUUUCCCUUACCUCACAUAAUUCAAUAUCCAAAUGAUGAACUGUACAAUGCAAGGGCCAGGAAGUGAGCAGGCAAGAUCACCUCUGACCCCUCUCACCCUGGCCACAAACUCUUUGAACCACUUCUCACUGGAAGGUGACUCCGGACUGUCAAAGCUGCCACAGCCAGACAUAAAAACAGAUUUUAUCCACGAGUAGAUGCUCUACUCAACAGCCAAAAAUCUGUAGCCUCCCUUUGAUCUGGUAUUUUGUUGGUUCACAUGCUCGAUCAAUGGUGUUUUAUCAUUAAUGUUUUAUUAUUAUUAAUGUUUAGUGUUUUCCGAGAUUCGUAACUGUCACUGUAUGUCAUGUUGUUACUUGUGGGCGGAGCACCAAGGCAACUUCCUUGUAUGUGAAUACUUGGCCAAUAAACUUACUUACUAGCACCAA